This is a messenger RNA of Sphenostylis stenocarpa, 357 nucleotides long. The record is from the annotation of a GenBank genome assembly. Lineage: Eukaryota; Viridiplantae; Streptophyta; Magnoliopsida; Fabales; Fabaceae.
AUGGGAGUGGGUCUGAAGGAGUGGCUGAGUCAGGGUGAGACAGCGAGUUGGGUGAGCGUAGACCUCAGAAGCAUAACUAGGUGGACGAUGAGCCACGUCGUACUAACAUUCCCAGCUUGUUGGUCCCACCGCAUCGUACAGGAUCAAGCUCCUAGAUCACCCAAUAGCACCUCGCCACACAACUGCAUUCAGAUGCAGAUUGCAAAGGGAGAAGCUGACACAUCAAAAGAUGUGAAGUGCAUGAUGGUUUUCACGGGGUAUCCGGGAAUUGUUUCUACAUCUCUUGAUAUCAACUGCGUGCAGUGCUUGUUUGCACGGAAUGUAAUAAAUUUAAGACAACGCACUUACAUUAAGUAG